Messenger RNA from Trichoplax adhaerens, 507 nucleotides. RefSeq lists its product as uncharacterized. Gene Ontology annotation, cellular component: intracellular membrane-bounded organelle. Bases 1 to 507 code for a protein of 168 amino acids. The transcript is spliced from 2 exons. The record is from RefSeq and is a predicted model, not a curated record. NCBI's taxonomy places the organism in Eukaryota, Metazoa, Placozoa, Uniplacotomia, Trichoplacea, Trichoplacidae.
AUGGCUGACCCCGGGUUUGAAACAUUGCGCGUCAACCGUGGUCAGACAAGGGCUUUGCAAAGGAACAAGGAGAUCUUCUCUAUUUGGUGGUUCUCGCUUUUGCCCAAUUCAUCUUCAGUGAGAUUGCUAGAAAGCAUUGAUUACUGUGGUCUUAAUAUGGUGUAUAUUUUAGACGGUCAGGUCUUGCAGGAUGAUGAUCCACGCGUACAACAGCGGAAAAGAAGUAGCGAACAACCACGCCAAGCCAAUCCCAACUACCGUUCCAAUAUAGCUGCAGCCAGUGGUCGCCAUGCUAAUCGUGUUCGACCUCAAGCCACACAAGGUGUUGUCGGCCAAAUCAAUCAGCAAUUAACAUCAUUUGGUAUACCUCAAUUUACUAUUGCUAAUCGAGUUGUUGAACCGAUCGCUUUAGUAGGUGGUCUCAUCUUGCUGAUGGUAUUUGGAGUCCGUGGUUUACUCCUGGGUGGUGUACUGUGGUUUGUUACACAACCCAAUCCAAAUAGUUAA